AUGGGUUUACUAGAGAGCCUGUUGCAAAUUCUGCAGGCAAUAUUGUGUGGGUCAGGAAAGGCCGAUGAGAGCCAUGGACAACAACAGCAACAACAGCAACAGGCAUCUGCUUGGCAGCAGCCUCCUGGAGCAGCUCAUCAAUACCCUCCUACUUACCAUGAGCCGAGUAAACCAUAUCAUGCUCGGAUAGACGAUAAUGCACAAGCCCAGGCAAAUCCUCACUACCAAGAGCUACGGUCACGAGCUCGCGAAGAAGGCGAUGCAAUGGCUAGGGCAUUCGAUGCGUCACAAGAGGCAUAUCAGAGUGGUGAUGGUGCCAAAGCCAAGGAACUUUCAAACGAAGGGAAGAGACACAAAGCCGAAAUGGAGCGGUUGAACAAGGAGGCCAGUGAUUGGAUAUUUGAGAAGGUUAACUUGGACUCAGCGCCCGAUGAACUUGACUUGCACGGUCUUUACGUCAAGGAAGCAAUCGAGAGAACAGAGGCUGCAGUUGAGGCCGCACAAAGCCGUGGGGAUGAACAAAUUCGUAUCAUAGUCGGCAAGGGGCUACAUUCUCAAGGACAUGUCGCAAAACUCAAGCCAGCAAUCGAAGAACUAAUGGUUAAGUAUCAAUUGAAUGCUCAUAUCGACCCUGAAAAUACUGGGGUCCUGGUGGUCCAGCUUGGAGGUCACGGCCAACGUGGAAUGGAUUCAAAUGAGGUUACGCGUAGACUUGAGCGAGCAGCAUUUGCUUCGUACCUGGCACUACGCGCUCAUGCCAGACAUGUGCACAAAAAGGGUAUUGAACAAAGGCGCAGGUUAACUGUCAACAGGAACGGGGGAUCAAUCGUGGUAGGAUUCUUCCAUCCUUACUGUAACUCUGGAGGAGGGGGCGAGAGAGUCCUCUGGGCCUCUAUUGCAUAUCUACAGCGAACAAACAACCAAGUGCUGAGCGUAGUAUAUACCGGUGAUACAGAUGCAACCAAAGAAGAAAUCAUUACAAAAGUCAAGACGCGGUUCGAUAUCAUUCUUGAUCCCUCGUCUUUAGAAUUUGUAUUCCUCCGAGAGCGCUGGGUCAUUGAGGACACGACUUGGCCGAGGUUCACUCUGAUCGGACAAAGCCUUGGAUCUAUGAUGCUCGCUUAUGAGGCUAUGUGCGGGCUCAUACCUGACCUGUUUAUAGACACGAUGGGAUAUGCAUUCACAUUUCACGUUGUCAGAUGGUUCUCUGGAGGAAAAACACCAAUCUCCGCAUAUGUUCAUUAUCCCACUAUUUCCACAGAUAUGCUCGCUCGGGUCAAGUCUCGUACAGCACAAUACAACAAUCCAAGCGAUAUAGCAAAAAGCGAGUUUCGUACCAAUUCUAAGCUUCUGUAUUACAACAUGUUCGCAUUGGCAUAUUCCGCGAGUCUAAGUUUGGCUCAGCCCAUUAUGGUCAAUUCUUCAUGGACCAAGAACCAUGUAGAAUAUCUUCUCACUCAUUCGCCCGUCCCAUCAGAGAGCAGCAAAAAUCUAUCGAUUGUAUACCCACCCUGCGACACGCAGGCCAUGGCUUCAUUCUCUUUGGAAGGAAGAAAGAAGAUCAUCAUGAGCCUUGCUCAGUUUAGACCAGAAAAGGAUCAUGCAAAACAAAUAAUUGCCCUCGCAAAACUAUUCGAGGCCCAUCCGGAGCACAAAGAACAAGGUGUUCGACUAGUAUUAAUCGGUAGCAGCAGAAAUACUGCGGAUGAAUAUCGUGUUGUAGCGCUCCAAGACCUUGUCAAUAAGCUCAAUCUUGAUGGAUCAGUGGAAUUCAUUAUCAAUGCUUCUUACGAUGUCGUGCUCAGCUGGUUGGCGGGUGCAUCCAUAGGGACCAAUACAAUGGUUGAUGAGCACUUUGGUAUCAACGUUGUGGAAUUUAUGGCGGCGGGUUUGAUCCCAGUCGUACAUGCUUCCGGAGGUCCGUUGAAUGAUAUAGUGGUACCAUACCAAAACCAACCCACCGGCUACCAUGCCACCGAUCCCGUUUCUUUUGCGGAGGCGUUUCACGAUGCUUUGUCGUUGCCAGCCCCGGAGGCGCUGGCUAUGCGCAAAAGAGCCCGCGCCUUGGCUGUGGAACGUUUCUCAACUGAGGGGUUUGAGAAAGGUUGGGCUCAAGGUUGGGAAUCUGCUAUUCGUAGUGUAAAAAUUUGA
Molecule: messenger RNA, 2151 nt
Organism: Rhizoctonia solani
Lineage: Eukaryota; Fungi; Basidiomycota; Agaricomycetes; Cantharellales; Ceratobasidiaceae
Product: glycosyltransferase family 4 protein
Exons: 16
Coding region: 1-2151 (716 amino acids)
Biological process (GO): protein N-linked glycosylation
Cellular component (GO): endoplasmic reticulum membrane
Molecular function (GO): GDP-Man:Man(3)GlcNAc(2)-PP-Dol alpha-1,2-mannosyltransferase activity
Source: RefSeq, a predicted model, not a curated record